GUUCGGGAAGGUUCGGGAGCAGCGCCAGUGUCUAUAAAUGCUGGGCGAGUCGGUGUCGGCGCCAGAUUAGCCGCAACAAGUGGCAAGAGGUGAACCGCUCUCCUCAUUUUCCGACUAGUAGCAUUCCAAGCAACACACAACACGCCACACACACAAAGAUGGCCAUAGCACGUGCAGUAGGCAUCGAUCUGGGCACCACCUACUCCUGCGUAGGGGUGUUCCAGCAUGGCAAGGUGGAGAUCAUCGCCAAUGACCAGGGCAACCGGACCACUCCCUCCUACGUGGCCUUCACAGACACCGAGCGGCUGAUUGGAGACGCCGCGAAGAACCAGGUGGCCAUGAACCCCAAUAACACAGUCUUUGAUGCCAAGCGACUCAUCGGCAGGAAGUUUGAGGAUGCCACAGUACAGAGCGACAUGAAGCAGUGGCCCUUCACUGUGAUCUCAGAUGGAGGCAAGCCAAAGAUCAGCGUGGAAUACAAAGGAGAGGCCAAGAAGUUCUUCCCCGAGGAGAUCUCUUCCAUGGUCCUCAUCAAGAUGAAGGAGACUGCCGAAGCUUACUUGGGCACUACCGUCAAGGAUGCCGUGGUCACUGUCCCCGCUUACUUCAACGACUCCCAGCGCCAGGCCACCAAGGACGCCGGCACCAUCUCAGGAAUGAACGUUCUCAGGAUUAUCAACGAGCCCACAGCGGCUGCCAUCGCCUACGGCCUCGACAAGAGGGUUGGAGGCGAACGCAAUGUCCUCAUCUUUGACUUGGGUGGUGGAACUUUCGAUGUGUCCAUUCUUACCAUCGAGGACGGAAUCUUCGAGGUGAAGUCCACUGCUGGGGACACGCAUCUUGGUGGCGAAGAUUUCGAUAACAGAAUGGUCAACUUCUUCAUCCAGGAGUUUAAGAGGAAGUACAAGAAGGAUCUCUCUACUAAUAAGCGUGCCAUCCGCCGCCUGAGGACAGCAUGUGAACGCGCCAAGAGAACCUUAUCCUCCUCCACCCAGGCCAGCAUUGAGAUCGACUCUUUGUUUGAGGGCAUUGAUUUCUACACAUCUGUCACACGUGCUCGCUUUGAAGAACUGUGCUCUGAUCUGUUCCGUGGCACGCUGGAGCCCGUGGAGAAGUCUCUGCGUGACGCCAAGCUGGAUAAGGCUCAGAUCCAUGACAUCGUGCUCGUCGGUGGAUCCACCAGGAUUCCCAAGAUUCAGAAACUGCUGCAAGACUUCUUCAAUGGCAAGGAAUUGAACAAGUCUAUCAACCCCGACGAGGCAGUAGCAUAUGGCGCAGCAGUGCAGGCAGCCAUCCUUUGUGGUGACAAGUCUGAGGAGGUCCAGGACCUGCUGCUGCUGGACGUGACGCCACUGUCCCUCGGCAUCGAGACAGCAGGCGGCGUGAUGACGGCACUCAUCAAGCGUAACACCACCAUCCCCACCAAGCAAACUCAGACCUUCACCACUUACUCAGACAACCAGCCCGGUGUGCUAAUCCAGGUCUAUGAAGGCGAACGAGCCAUGACCCGCGACAACAACCUGCUGGGAAAGUUCGAGCUGACAGGCAUCCCUCCCGCGCCUCGCGGCGUGCCUCAGAUCGAAGUGACCUUCGACAUCGAUGCUAACGGAAUCCUGAAUGUGUCUGCCGUGGACAAGUCCACAGGCAAGGAGAACAAGAUCACCAUCACCAAUGACAAGGGUCGCCUCAGCAAGGAGGAGAUCGAGCGUAUGGUGAACGAGGCAGAUAAAUAUCGCGCCGAGGAUGAGCAGCAACGUGAGCGAAUCAGCGCCAAGAACAACCUGGAGUCGUACUGCUUCAACAUGAAGUCCACAGUGGACGACGAGAAGUUCAAGGACAAGAUCCCCGAGAGUGACCGCACCGCCAUCUUGGACAAGUGCAACGAGACCAUCCAGUGGCUGGACGCCAACCAGCUGGCAGAGAAGGACGAGUACGAGCACCGCCAGAAGGAACUAGAGAAGGUAUGCAACCCCAUCAUCACCAAGAUGUAUGCGGCGGCGGGGGGCGCACCAGGUGGUAUGCCCGGCGGUAUGCCCGGUGGGAUGCCCGGUGGCCCUCAGGGCGGCAGCACCGGCGGCGGCAGCUCCGGACCAACCAUUGAGGAGGUGGAUUAAACAUUGUACCUGCAGCCCUCACGUGCCCGGAGUGGCAGUGGGUGGCAGCCUCCACUGUGAGGGCCCUAACUCAAGUCCCCUGUACUAUACUCUUAUUUAUUGAUUGAUUAUUUUUAAAUAACGAUAAUUUAUACAUUUAUACAUAAUUAUUUAUAUAGAUAAUAAAAAUCUAUUAAACAAU
Molecule: messenger RNA, 2295 nt
Organism: Portunus trituberculatus (swimming crab)
Lineage: Eukaryota; Metazoa; Arthropoda; Malacostraca; Decapoda; Portunidae
Product: heat shock 70 kDa protein cognate 4
Exons: 2
Coding region: 159-2114 (651 amino acids)
Biological process (GO): vesicle-mediated transport; protein refolding; cellular response to unfolded protein
Cellular component (GO): cytoplasm; nucleus; plasma membrane
Molecular function (GO): ATP-dependent protein folding chaperone; ATP binding; ATP hydrolysis activity
Source: RefSeq, a predicted model, not a curated record